AUGGCUAAAGGUUUUAAGUUGAAGGAGUUGCUUUCGCACCAAAAGGAAAUUGAAAAAGCUGACAAGCUUGAAAAUGACCUAAAAAAAAAGAAAUCCCAAGAAUUGAAGAAGGAAGAACCAACCAUCGUUUCAGCCACUGAUUUGAAAAAGCUUGACAAACAAGAAAAGAAGGUCGGUGCUAAGAAAGAAGUUGCUACCGCUACCGCUACCGAAGGGUACCAAAGCCAAGCUCUUUCCAAAAAAGAGAAAAGAAAGUUGAAGAAAGAAUUGAAAAAGACGCAAGAAGAUGUAGCUAUCAAGGCUCAAAAGGAUAAAUUUGGUGACAAGGAUGAAUCUGGCGAUGAUGAAGAGGAAGAAGGGGAAGAUGAAGGAAGACUAGAUCUCGAAAAACUGGCCAAGAGUGAUUCUGAGUCUGAAGAUGAGUCCGAGUCCGAAAAUGAUUCUGAACAACAGGAGGAUGCGGAUAUAGUCGCUGAAGAAGAAGAAGAAGAAGAAAAAGAAGAAGAGCAAGAUGUUCCAUUGUCUGAUGUCGAAUUUGAUUCUGAUGCAGAUGUUGUUCCACAUCAUAAACUAACCAUCAACAACACAAAAGCCAUGAAACAUGCCUUGGAAAGGGUACAACUGCCAUGGAAGAAACAUUCAUUUCAAGAGCACCAAAGCAUCACGUCAGAGACCAACACCGAUGAACAAAUUAAGGACAUAUACGAUGAUACUGAGAGGGAACUAGCAUUUUAUAAGCAAUCACUGGACGCCGUUUUAGUGGCACGUGACGAAUUAAAGGGACUAAAAGUAGCCUUUAAAAGACCAUUGGAUUACUUUGCUGAAAUGGUGAAAAGUGAUGAGCACAUGGACAAGAUUAAGGGUAAGCUAAUCGAAGAAGCCAGUGACAAGAAGGCACGUGAAGAAGCUAGAAGACAAAGGCAAUUGAAGAAAUUCGGUAAGCAAGUCCAAAAUGCUACCUUACAGAAACGUCAAUUGGAAAAGAGAGAAACGCUGGACAAGAUCAAAUCUUUGAAGAACAAAAGAAAGCACAACGAGAUCGAUCACUCCGAGUUUAACGUCGGUGUAGAAGAAGAAGUUGAAGAAAAAAGGUCCGACAGAGGUAGGCCCAACGGAAAGAGAGCCGCAAAGAAUGCCAAAUAUGGCCAAGGAGGCAUGAAGAGAUUCAAGAGGAAGAAUGAUGCUACCUCUUCUGCUGAUGUUAGCGGCUUUUCUUCUAAGAAAAUGAAGGGUAAGACCAAUAGACGAGGAAAGAGCAGACGUACCAGAAGAUUCUAA
Saccharomyces paradoxus is the source of this 1278-nucleotide messenger RNA. RefSeq names its product Ebp2p (gene EBP2). The record is from RefSeq and is a predicted model, not a curated record. The coding region runs from base 1 to 1278 and encodes 425 amino acids. Gene Ontology annotation, biological process: ribosomal large subunit biogenesis; rRNA processing. Gene Ontology annotation, cellular component: nucleolus; nuclear periphery; preribosome, large subunit precursor. NCBI's taxonomy places the organism in Eukaryota, Fungi, Ascomycota, Saccharomycetes, Saccharomycetales, Saccharomycetaceae. The transcript has a single exon.